CUCCCCCUCAGACUCUCUCUCUCUCUCAUUCUCUCUUCCUCUCUGAUUCUCUCUCUCUGACUCUCCCUCUCUGAUUCCCUCUCAGACUCUUUGAUUCCCUCUGUCUCUCUUCAUCUUUUUCCUUUCUCACCUCUUGUUCCUCUGUCCCCCACACAGUUUGUCUCUGCCCUGUCUGACACACACACACUUUCCUCCUCACACUUCUUUCUGGUUUCCUUUGCUCACACUUUCUUGAUUGUGCCUUGCUUCUCCUCCUCCUCUCUUCUCUGUCCUGAUUUGCGUCUCUCCCCACACAGGUCUUCUUUAUUCCUCUCAUCGUGCUCCUCAGAACUACCCUUUAUUUCACACACACACUUCUCCUGUUUCUCCCAGAAACCAUGCGCUUGUCUUUCUUCACCUUCAUCCACCCCAACCCCACCUGUCUGGCUUCCGGUCCUGCGGCUCUCACCCUCUCUGGAAGCUAAUCUCCUUUCCUCAGGACUUACCCCACCUCACAUUCUCCUCCCCCUGCGCUGCACUCUGCCGCGUCGCCUACCGGGUCCCUUUGCUCCCCAGGAGGCAUGGGGGGCGGGGCGUCCCGGAGCCUGGAGCUUCGGGCUCCGACUGGUUCCCACAGCAGCUCUGACCCGAGGGCCGCUCUGGGGCACCGUGUGGCGCCCCCCCCCCCACCCCCGCACGCUGGUUGACACCCCGCGCCCUCUUCCCUCCCUCGGCUCCUCUGCCUCUCCUCCUGCCCCUUCGCCUCCAGCUUCUUUUCCUUCCUCCCCCCGUCCUUCUGGUUGUAGUCAGGGAGCGCCUCUUUUCCUUCUGCUUUCCGCUUCCCGUCCCCUUCUCCCCUCUGUCCUCCUGUCUCUGUCCCUCACACAGACACGGGGUCCAUGGGGUCUCCUAUCUGCCCCCGCCCCCCGUCUAACCACACUCCGAUUCGGCUUUUCCUGUACCUUCUUUUCAUCGAUUCUUUUACUCUUCUCUCCUUCGUCUUCUCCCCAACUCGCCUUCACCGCCAGGGCCCUUCCCGCCAUUCCGUCUCUAACCCACUUUCCGGGACAGUUCCCCACGCCCCAACUUUCCUUGACCAUUUUUCUGCCUCUUCACGCCCCCGAGCGCCUCGCCCACCCUCUCCGGUCUCCCCGUCUCUCUUCCUUCCACAUCUGCCCCCCCACCGUGGGCUGCACCCCCGCCGCCUCCCACGGCCGGGAGGCCCCUCUGGCACCCACGGGGCGGGCCGGGCGUCCCCGCGAGUUGGUGACACACGUCUCCUGCCUCUGAACAAACGGCCCCGUGAUUUGCGUUUCACACGUCACGAAACUCGUGUCACGUCCUGCCCGCUCCGGGGACCAGGAGCCCGCCGGCGUCUGCGGCUUCUUGCGCCCCGGGACGGGGGGGGGGGGGGCACUGCCCGCGCCCGGGACCGGCGUCUCCUCGCGGGAGGCGGACGCCCUCCCUUCCCUCUUCUGCAGUUCUGGUGCCGUCGCACCCCCCCCCCCCGCCCCGUCUCCUUCCCCGCCCGCUCCCGCCCCGGCCCGCGGGCUCGGCGCGCUCUCGUCUCCCCCGCCGUUUCCCCCGCCGUCGCGCCUUUCUCUCCCUGGGCGGCGGCCGGCGCGCAGGAGCGGGCGGGCUCUCGGCGGCCGGGUGUGAGCCCCGCGCGCGCGCCUCCCGCCCUUCCCGCGGCCCUCGCUGCAGGCUUUCCUCGUCUCCCGCCGCCUCUCCCCGGCUUCCCUGCUCCUCCGCCCCGGGCCCGGGCCUCCGGGCGCGCGCGCUCUGGCCGCUCUUCCCGCCCCCGUCUCCCUCCGCCGCCUUCCGCGCACCCCUUCUCCUCCUCGCGCUCUCCCGCGGUGCGGUCCCGCCCCCGCACUACACCCCUCACUCCUCUCAGUUCGGGCUUCGGCGCUUUCCUCUCAAUUUUCUUCCACGUCUCUCUCACCUCCUCUCCCCGCCCCUCCCUCACACCCCUCCUUUCUCGGCCUCCCCCCGCCUCUGCUCUUCUCUUUCCUGCCGGCCCGCUCGCACGCUCGCGGUCUCUCCACACUCCCGUAUUCAUUUUUCUCCUUUUCUCUAUUUCCCGCCUGCUGUGUUCCCUUCCUCCGCUUUCCUUCCUUCUGCCAGCUCUGCUCUCCUCCCCUGUCCCGCUCGGCUUUGGCCUUUGCAUCCGGGCCGCCAGCAAGCUCUCCGCUCCUUGCUUCCCCCUUUCUCUCCCUUUCCUUCCCCUCUCCCCUCCCGCCGUCUGGGCCUUCUUACCCCGUCUGCCUGGGCUGCUCCCGGGCCGCUCCUCCGCCCGGCCUUCCAUUUCCAACUCCGUCCCAUCGUCUCUCUCCCUCCUUCUCCUUCCCCCAGCCUCGCUCUCCCCGCCACGCUCUCCUUUCCUCACCCCUCUCCGCCUGCUUCGAUCGGGGCCGCCCCCCACCCCAGCCUGUCUUCUCUCUCAUCUCUCGCUUCCUUUUCCCCUCUCCUCAUUCCUUUUUUUCCCCCCUACACUUUCUCUUCAUCUUUCCUCUUUGCUCCCCUGUUGCUCAUCUCCAUCCGUUCUCUCUCCCCGCUUCUCUUCUCCGCCCCCCUCCAGUCUCUCUCACUCUUUCCUUUCUCUCCUUUUUGAAUCUGUCACCUCUUCUCUCCUCCCAGACUUCUCCCCUCCACUGGCCUCCUUUCCUCUGCACCUUGUCUUCCAGUGUCAGGGAGGCCCCUCCAGGCUCUGCCAGCCACAUCUUCAGCAUGAGCUCCGAGCUCCUCUCCCUUUGCCUCUCCUCCUUCCCUCUCCCUUCCUCAAGUUCGGAGCUGACAUCCUCCCAGGGAUCAGUGCAGCCUGGAACAGGGCUGCCAAGCCAGGCCUUCCCACCCCCACCCCACCCCCGAGGGUGGAAGGGCCUCUGUGACACCCAUUUUCUCUCUUUUCUGUCUGUCCUGGAUGCUGCCCACUGCCUGGAGGAAGGACGCCUGCCCCCAGCCUAGGAAGGAGGAAAUGAGGAGCUGGCUCAGAGAUAGGGAGUUGCCUAAAGACACUUGCACGAAGCAUGGAGCAUGGGAGGACUUCACCUGAAUCCCGUUUCGCAGUUGGGAACAUAGGCACCCGUGUUCCUGAAGUCCAGCACCUGCUAAGACAGAGGCUUCAUGGGAACCCCAACCUUCUCAAGGGCCAAGAGCACACCCUGAAAAGCUCUAUUCUUCAGAGAGAGGGUCCACAUGGGCCUGACCUCCCCAGAGUACCCAGCCCAGCAUGCUGUGGGCCUGAGGGGCAUUCUCAAGCAGGGUGAACUCUUUUAUCGCCACCUACUGAUAGAGGACGGAACUGUUACCAAGCUGUAUUAGACACCGGGAAUGGUCUCAAGCAAAACUCUGCAAAAAUGAAAAUUUUUACUCCUGGUCAAUAUGGUAUGGUACCCAGCAAGCUUCAUAGCGUGCCAACGUACACCUCCAGACUGACUUCGUGUUUUCAAGUCAUCCUAUGGCUGGCUUCUCCUCUGCAUUGCCACGGAAAUGCAUACGUGACCACUGUGGGAAACUAAGGAAAGUGGGAUUUGCUUUACAGUUUGCUUGGGAGCCUAUUUCUAGGAAUCGGGCCAAAUCGAGUUUUUCUUUGUAAUGACACCAUUAUGCCUUGCUGACUGGGAGGUGGGUGCAGGCAAAGAUGAAUGACUGACAGCUAAAGAGGCCUCAGGGAUUAGUCCCCGAUUCUCACCAUGGCGUCUCUCUGAUGGGUUAAAUAAAGACGCCUAUAGAACUCCUUCCAAAAGCCACCUGCUACAGUGCACAAUUUGGGAUAGUAAAGUCUUCAAAUACUAAAGUUAGCCUUAUAUAUUUUAAAAGAUUGCCUGUCCUAUAACUGCGCUAAGUAUACCUAAAUGACCAUAGGAAAUGCUGGGCUGGGGAAAAGGGUUUCCUAAAUGCCAGAGAGCAGUAACGUUUUGUGGGGCAAAGAAGCGCAUCCAAAGGGUGAGGCAGGAAACUGGAGAGGGAGGCCGUCCUUUCACUGAGCAUUUACCUUGCAGGUGCUCUGACAUCUUAGACCACAGGUCAGGAGGCCGGGGGAAAGGCACAGGAGGGAGACAGUGGGCACUGAGCUCUGUGGAGAUGGAGAAGGAGAGACAGAGGGGGCAUAGAGGGGGAUAUCUGAGGGACUCAUUGAGGUUGGGAGGUGCUCCUCAGUGAGGCUGAAAAAGAGGAACAGACUGGAAACUAACACACCUCCAAAGCCAGGCUGAGGGGCUGGGACUUUGCCCUGAGGGCACUGGGCAGCCAUGGGAGGGUUAGGAACAGAGGAGGAGUGGGGAGGGGGCAGCUUUGGUGUCAGAAGUCCCCCCACAAGGCCAGGGAGGAGGCUGGGCUGACAGGUCCAGGUGGGGAAGGAUGAGGUCAGGGCUGGGGCCAUGGGGGACAGGACAAGGGGUGAGGCAGGAAGGAACAGCAGAGUCGGGCACUGCAGUGCUCCAGCCUAUGAGGCCAAGCAGAUGGUGGCACCACUUACUGGGUAGGAUUCCUGCAGGAGCUCCAACUGGGGGCGGAUGGGUGGCAGAGACUCUCCGGGCAGCACUGCCUGGGGAAGGAGCCAUGGGUCUGGAGACCAGGAGGGGAGUCUGAGCGGGAGAUGGAUUUGAGGAUAGUCGGCAAGAGGGGCUCCAGCGUGGAUGGGAGGUGCCCGACACUGCCCCAGCAAGUCCUCCUCUGGCAGCAUGUCCUGCAGACAUACGUGCACGUGUGCACACGGGGAUCCCUGCAGCUCUGCUUGCAACAACCCGACGGUCCCUCCACGUGGACCAAUGAUGUCACCUCCGAGCCAGCCACAUCACAGAAGGAUGCACUUUACAGCCAAGAUGGAAACCUCUCCAACUCAGAGAGAGAG
Messenger RNA from Lutra lutra (Eurasian river otter), 4834 nucleotides. RefSeq names its product proline-rich protein 36-like. The transcript has 2 exons. The record is from RefSeq and is a predicted model, not a curated record. Lineage: Eukaryota; Metazoa; Chordata; Mammalia; Carnivora; Mustelidae. Bases 879 to 2870 code for a protein of 663 amino acids.